AUUUAUACUGUGCGGGUACUAGUAAAGAAUCCACCCUAAUAUAUCAGCACGACUGAUCUUACUAUUUCUGCGCCUUUUGUACAUUAUGCGGAUAACUGACAUCUUCUUUCACUGCACAAAAUCUGAACUCGAUGUAAAUAAUUGUAUUAAAAUUUUUCUGGUCCAGACGCAGGAGAACCUUUUCCGGUAUAAAGCCCACCUUCCUCCAACCUUGCGCGUGCUCAGUGUGCGCUGCUGCUUUGCUCCGCUUUUGUGCGUCUCAGACUUCUAUCUCCAGGUAAGGGUAUCCUGGAAACUGGGCUACUGUUGGCUAAUGCAGACAAAACCCAGGGGGGUCCCAAGAGCUUUCGGGUUCGUCAACUAAGAAGGGGUGAUCAGCUUCAGCUCAAAAAUUCCCCAUGAUCGAGAGCUGGAGAACACAAAGCAGCUGCUCCCACUCGUGGGGCCCUGAAGAAGGGGAGGAUGACGGGAGAAGACGAGCAACUACAAGCCCCAGCAUGCAGUGCAAAACUGGGCUCCUGGGAAGAGGUCCGCGGUUCAGCGCGGGCCGAGUGAGAGAUGCUGACUGUCGGCCGAGCCGAAUGCUCAGAAGGAGGAAGACAGAAGGGGCGCUGUGAGUGAGCCCUUAGCCCUCGCGCCCAUGAUGCCUGCUGUUUCCGUGGGCCCCAGGCAUGCCAGCGCGGGGGGUCUCCAUGGGCCAGGCUGUUUCGCCCAGGCCCGCGUCGGACCUUCACGGUCCUAGAGCCUCCUGCGUUGCCACGGGACGCCCGGAGCCGGAGGUGACGUCGCCGUGGAGGAAGAAGGGAGAGGCGGAGCGUGGCGCGGUGACGUCCUUCCAAGAUGGCGGAGAGAGAGUGAAGAAACUGUGUACCCCUUUGGGUUGUUAUAGAACAAGGGUAAAAUUCCAUUCUGAUAUCAAAAUGCAGUAUUCGCACCACUGUGAGCACCUUUUAGAGAGACUGAACAAACAACGGGAAGCAGGUUUUCUUUGUGACUGCACCGUAGUGAUUGGGGAAUUCCAGUUUAAAGCUCAUAGGAAUGUGCUUGCCUCGUUCAGUGAGUAUUUUGGUGCGAUCUACAGAAGCACUUCUGAGAACAAUGUCUUUCUUGAUCAGAGUCAGGUGAAGGCUGAUGGAUUUCAGAAACUGUUGGAAUUUAUAUACACAGGAACUUUAAAUCUUGACAGUUGGAAUGUUAAAGAAAUUCAUCAGGCUGCUGACUAUCUCAAAGUGGAAGAGGUGGUCACUAAAUGUAAAAUAAAGAUGGAAGAUUUUGCUUUUAUUGCUAAUCCCUCUUCUACAGAGAUAUCUAGUAUUACUGGAAACAUUGAAUUGAAUCAACAGACUUGUCUUCUUACUCUACGAGAUUAUAAUAGUCGGGAGAAAUCAGAAGCGUCUUCAGAUUUAGUUCAGGCAAAUCCUAAACAAGGAGCUUUAGCAAAGAGGUCAUCUCAAACUAAAAAAAAGAAGAAGGCCUUCAACUCCCAGAAAACAGGACAGAACAAAACAGUGCAAUAUCCCAGUGACAUUUUAGAAAAUGCAUCAGUUGAAUUAUUCCUAGAUGCAAAUAAAUUGUCUACACCUGGAAUAGAACAAGUUGCACCAAGAAAUGAUAAUUCAGAACUUGAGUUGACAUCAGUUGUGGAAAAUACUUUUCCAACACAAGAUAGUGUGCAAACUGUUACAGUAAAACGGAAGCGUGGAAAAUCACAGCCAAACUGUGCUCUCAAAGAACACUCUAUGUCUAAUAUCGCCAGUGUCAAGAACUCUUAUGAGCUGGAGAGCUCUGGGGAAGAGCUGGAUCAGAGAUAUUCCAAAGCCAAGCCAAUGUGUAACACAUGUGGGAAAGUGUUUUCAGAAGCCAGCAGCUUGAGAAGGCACAUGAGAAUACAUAAAGGAGUCAAACCUUAUGUCUGCCACUUGUGUGGGAAGGCAUUUACCCAGUGUAACCAGCUGAAAACACAUGUAAGAACUCAUACAGGUGAGAAGCCAUACAAAUGUGAAUUGUGUGAUAAAGGAUUUGCUCAAAAAUGCCAGCUGGUCUUCCAUAGUCGCAUGCAUCAUGGUGAGGAGAAACCCUAUAAAUGUGAUGUAUGCAAUUUACAAUUUGCAACUUCUAGCAAUCUCAAGAUUCAUGCAAGGAAGCAUAGUGGAGAGAAACCAUAUGUCUGUGAUAGGUGUGGACAGAGAUUUGCCCAAGCCAGCACAUUGACCUAUCAUGUUCGAAGGCAUACUGGAGAAAAGCCUUACGUGUGUGAUACCUGUGGGAAGGCAUUUGCUGUCUCUAGUUCUCUUAUCACUCAUUCUCGAAAACAUACAGGUGAAAAACCAUACAUAUGUGGUAUUUGUGGGAAAAGUUUUAUUUCCUCAGGAGAGCUCAACAAACACUUUCGAUCCCAUACAGGAGAAAGACCAUUUAUCUGCGAAUUAUGUGGAAAUUCUUACACAGAUAUUAAAAACUUAAAGAAGCACAAAACAAAAGUCCAUUCCGGUGCAGAUAAAAUUCUAGAUUCUAGUAUAGAGGAUCAUCCCUUGAGUGAACAAGAUUCCAUACAAAAAAGUCCAUUAUCAGAAACUUUGGAUGUGAAGCCUUCUGAUAUGACUUUACCACUAGCUCUUCCACUUGGGACUGAGGACCACCACAUGCUUCUGCCUGUCACAGAUAAUCAGUCUCCCACAUCGGAUACGUUGUUGAGGUCAACUGUGAAUGGGUAUUCAGAACCACAAUUGAUUUUUUUACAGCAAUUAUACUGACUUUGUGAGGAUUAUGGAAUUGCUAAGACGUCUCUGGUAGCAAACAUAAACCUCUCUGGUAAGGUGCAUAUGUUCGCAUUAAAUUACCGUUCAUUGGAGCUGUGACCUGAUGCUGCAUCAUAACUGUGCAAUGCUUGUUUUGAUAUUUGGCCUUUAUGUCUAGAUUAUACACACAGCUUUUUAAGGAAUAUACUACAAUAGCACUAUUUUGGGUGGAUAAGUUUUAUUAUUUUUUAGAGCUGCCUUAAUUCCAUUUUUAUUUUGCAUUUUAGAAUUGCCUUUCAUUUACUGAAGUGGAAUCUGUCAGUUUAUAUGAUUCAAUUUUGACCUGUGGGACUUUUAAAUUUUCUUCCUCUCAAAAUUUAAGCAAAAUCCAUGAUAGUCUCAGCCCAAGAGUGUUGUUGUUACUAAGCCCUAUAGACCAACACAUAAACUAUGGAGGAAAAAAUAAAAUUUCAUUUCUGCCUCAGAAAAUCUAAGUACUGAAUAAGAAUUGUGCUGUUUCUCUGUUAAUAUAGUCCAUUGGAGGUCACUUUUCUAAUGAAACAAAAAGUGUUUCUCUUAAAAGCUGGAAAACUGUAUAUAAAUUUUUGUUAAUUUAGAACUUAGUAUUCUGGAGAAAACCAAUGGUCAGUACUUUUGAGUUAUCAGACUACUUUUUAAAAAUGAAUUUUAAAUAGAUAUUUGGCAUUUUUAUCUUCUUAAAAGACAGUUUCAGAAUUUAGGUUAUGUUUUUAAUAGGUUUCUAGAUUACUGGAAAGAAGGAAAAUAUACUGAGUUUUGAAAAUUUUGAUAAGCCUCUCUUAUACCUGUUACGCACUUUUUAAAAUAUUAAAUUCUAAAAAGAAUUUUUUAAAUAUAAAAUUAAUGCAUAGUAUAAGUCACUUGGCUUCUGAAUUUGAUACAUUAUAUUACAUAAAGAGUUAAGAAAUUAACUUCAAUUAUAAGUAAACAUUGGAAAGCCUGUUUAUUAAACAUUUUAUAUUUGAGUUUUCUGUAAGUUUUGUUUUAAAAUUUUAUAAGUUAAAUCACAUUUGAUUGUUAUUGUAGUUUCACAGUAGUCCUCUUCCUUCCUAAUGAAUGUAGAAAAUUCCAGAUUAUUCUGAUAUUUACUACCAUUCUUCCCCACCCCACUUUUCCCACAUAUUGAUUUAUUUUGCUGCCUGAUCUCUGGACGUUAAAUUACCAGUUCCACAAAGUCAGUUCCUAUACUGCUAAUUAAACACUGUGGUGACAUUAUUUCUUAUUUCUGCUGUGCGUUAAUUGUUGCUUAUUUGUUUUCUGGUUUUAAACUACACCUGUAAUAAAGUUAAUGUAUUUUC
Molecule: messenger RNA, 4075 nt
Organism: Equus quagga
Lineage: Eukaryota; Metazoa; Chordata; Mammalia; Perissodactyla; Equidae
Gene: MYNN
Product: myoneurin
Exons: 8
Coding region: 672-2753 (693 amino acids)
Biological process (GO): regulation of transcription by RNA polymerase II
Cellular component (GO): nucleus
Molecular function (GO): RNA polymerase II cis-regulatory region sequence-specific DNA binding; protein binding; DNA-binding transcription factor activity, RNA polymerase II-specific
Source: RefSeq, a predicted model, not a curated record